Molecule: messenger RNA, 3026 nt
Organism: Malaya genurostris
Lineage: Eukaryota; Metazoa; Arthropoda; Insecta; Diptera; Culicidae
Product: dynein regulatory complex protein 11
Exons: 5
Coding region: 61-2889 (942 amino acids)
Molecular function (GO): ATP binding; ATP hydrolysis activity
Source: RefSeq, a predicted model, not a curated record
AUAUUCUUUUCUCUUAAAUCAUAGCAAGCGAAUUUAUAUUCGUCGAAAGAUUUACACACGAUGGCGGGAGAAACGGUUGCCAAAUUUUGGCUUGCCACCAAAGCAGAACUGAAGGAUGUUUUGCUUCACGAACAACUCAUUCAACGUUUCAAGCCUACCAAAAGUACCCAAAUCGUUCACGAAUCUCUAUCUGAGUUGUAUUGUCGAUAUGUGCAUCUUUGUCGAAUGUUGGAUCAAUGCUACGAUCGCACGCUGCAAGUCCAGAAACGGCAAGUUAUUAAAAUUCUAACUGAAUCGGCAAAUCGACGGCUUUUGGAAUUGCAGCAAAAAAUCAAACAGAUGGAACUAAGUGAGUUCACGUAUAUAGACGGAGCCCUACGAGAGCUGCAUUUGAUUCCCGAAGAUGUACAAAUCGUCCGCCCAUGUUACUUCCCGCUUGACAGAGCAGAAGAAUUCCAAUCGUUAAUAUCUGUUCGGAAUUUAAAUCCAGUGACUAGUAGCUCCAGUAGUGAUGAAUGGUCGAGUUCGGAAAGCGAACCAGACGAACCGCCUCCAGAUCCAAGACGUCCAUUUAUUCGACGAGAUCGGGCCAAAGAGAAGCGAGUUGCUGCUCUGAACCUAAUUCUAGCUCAUGAAAAAGCUCGUCGAGCCAGAAUACUUCUGUUGAAUUUCAAAAUUCAUCCAAAACUAUUCUAUCCCAAACCAAGACAUGACCCAAUUCUAGACUUUCAUUACGAAUUUUACCACCGUCCUGACCAGAUCAUGUUGAUUCCGGUAAAAAGAACCGUAUUCACAUGGGAUUACCAACUGAAGAGGAAAAAUGUUGUGGAUUUUCCGUAUUACAGACCACCUGGUUGGAUUGAAGAGAUUCCAGAGGAAGUAAACAAAAAAGAUGCAAUAGAAAGGGUUGAAGAAGAUGUUACAAUCGAAGAACUAAUAGAAGAAGAUAAUACCGAAGAACUUAUAGAACAGAUGUUGCAGAAUCGAGCUGCUAGGAAAAUUCAACAAUACUGGAAACGAUACAAAGAGAAAAAGCGCCUUAUGAGAGAACGCUACAACAAAUCUCUUUUUCUUGGAAUGAUUGAUGAAAUGAAGAGUGGUCCAGAUUUGGACCAACGCAUCGAGCAAGCUAAAUUAGAUAGAAGAAAACGUAAACUAGAAUUUGACGAAUCGUUUAUUCGAGCGAUAGAGGAUGAAAAGGCAAGGAUUUUACAACAACGUGCGCCAUGGAUUAUGGAGGAUAUAUCUGAUCAUAUUCGAGCUUGGUUUCGAGACUUUUACGAUUUUGCACAUGCUUUUGAUCGUUACCCGGAGGCUUGGGAAGGUGGGACGCUUCUAGUGAUUAGAGGUGAAACGCUGACACCUGACGAGUAUAUGGAAGCGCAACGAAAAAUAGCUCUGGAAAAGAAGAAAACAUCCGAACAAAAGAAGAAAGAGGCUGAAGCUAAAAAGAAAGCAAAAGAAAAGGAAAAGGAAAAAAAGAAAGAAGCAAAAGAAAGAUUGAAGGAAUUAAAACGCGAAGAGAAGGAACGAGAGAAAGAAGAGGGAAAGACUUACGAUUUCAAAAAACCAGAAUUUGCUACCAAUGCUUUGUUAACUCUGGAUGAAACGUUAGCUCGCUAUGAGAAGGACUGGUACUUUGUGGAUGAGUUAGAGAAUAAAGCAGAAUUGCCGAUCAUGGAGUGGAUUACGUUAGACAAAUUUGCCGAAGUGCAUCAGGAGUUGCGUCCACUAGUCGACGAAGUGUUGCGAGGAGAACGAGAGUUACUUCAAAAGGCGCUUUGUAAAGACACCAAGAAAAAGUACAAACAGCCUAAACCUAAAAAACAAAGGAAAAGGAAAGGUAAAGGAAAAAGUAAAUCGAAGAAGCAACUCGUUGAUUUGACGGCUGAUAGAACAAUAGACUCGCUAUACGAUGAGCUGGCAGAAAUGGACAUCAUUAGGACCUACAAAAAACGAAACAUUAAUGACUAUAUAGGAGACUACAAUUAUGCGGCAUUCGAAAGACGUAACUUCUUAGAACAGGAUCCUCCCGCCGCAAUGGGAGAAGUUAGAGAUAUAAUCUUUUCAUGGUUAUUCGGACUAGGACCUCUGACGUUACCAAAGCCAAAGUCAUUCUGUUUGAUAGGACCAUCUGGAUAUGGGAAGACUAUGCUAGUGGAAGCAAUUUGUAGCGAAAUGGAUGCAGUUUUAUUUGAUUUAAGCCCUUCGACGGUCGCACCUAUUCCUAAGGCGCAGUUUCCGAUGCUCAUACAUAUUGUGUUGAAAUUGGCGCGAAUUCUACAACCGACCGUAAUACACAUCGAUCAGGCACAUAAAGUGUUUUACAAAAAAAUUCCGCCAGAUGAAAAAUCAAUGGAACCAACGAAACUCGGUCAAUUCUUGUUCAAAAAGCUGGUGAAACAAGUUAAAAAAGAAGAAAAAAUUUUACUGGUUGGAACGUCUAACCAACCGUGGACUACUAAAAUCAAAAAGUUUAAAAAGUGUUUCGAAAAGUUUCUGAUGAUACCCAGAACUGAUUACGGUACAGCUCAAUUACUGUGGAAACAUGCUUUGAAUAAGAAGACUAGCGUUAGUAAAGACUUCGAUGUUUCUUCGUUGUCUCUGGUUACGAAAGGCUACUCUCCAAAGCAAAUAUUUGAUUGUGUUAAUCAAGUGUUGGGAAUCAGAAGACGGAUGAGACUCGAACGGGAACCGGUGACAUCCAACGAACUACUGAACUACUUCCUGCAAAAGCAACCUCCUGAAUACCCGAUUACUGACAAGGAAUAUGACAAAUAUCUCAAGUUCUACAGAAAAUCGGACAAGUUGGCCAAAAAGCGCGCAAAAUUGGUAAAGGCUCGGGAAGAAGCAUUAGCUAAGCUGAAGAUGAGGGCUGCAAAGAAAUAAAUUGAUUGUCGUUUGAAGUGGAAUUAAACAGUAAACAGAAUCUUUAUUCAUUUUAUAUUCAGAUUGAAAUUAGACUAUCGUCAUGGUUAGAGUCAGUAAAGCUGAGAGUUUUAAGUAACAAAACAAUAGUAACAGAG